AUGGGCGGACGAGCGAUCGCGACCGUCGUCGUGGCGAUCGGUACACUUCUCGCGCGGGCGUUGACGCGAUCGAGGACGCGAAAGGGGGCGACGGCGCGCGCGGGACGACGCAGGAGGGGGCGAGACGCGGGCGCGGAUGAUGAGCUCGGGGCGUUCGUCGAGAGCGAACGGGACGCGACGAUGGACGGGCGCGAGAGCGGGCCGCUGCGAGGGAUGAAGUUCGCGGUGAAGGAUAUAUUCGAUGUGCGAGGACGGAGGUGUGGAUUCGGGAGUCCGGCGUUCGAGGCGACCGCGGGCGAGACGCCGAAACGAAACGCCGAGUGCGUGGACGACGUGCUGAACGCGGGCGCGAGCGCGAUCGGAAUGACGACCAUGGAUGAGCUCGCGUACGCGGUGAACGGAGAGAAUCCACAUUACAGGACACCGAUAAACCCGAGAGCGCGUAAUCUGAUCCCGGGAGGGUCGUCGUCGGGAUCCGCGGUGGCGUGCGCGGGCGCGCUUCGCGGGUGCGACUUCGCGUUGGGCACGGAUACCGGGGGAUCGGUGCGCAUUCCGGCGUCUUACUGCGGCGUUUUUGGGAUUCGUACGAGUCAUGGAUUGGUGUCGAUGCGAGGUGUGCAGGCCUUGGCGCCGAGUUUCGACACCGUCGGCUGGUUCGCCCGAUCCAUCGACGUGUUGCGGCGCGUGGGAGACGUCCUCCUGCCGUCGGCGGAUGAGCACGCGCCGACAAAGCCGAGCGCCUGGUACUUGCUCGAAGACUCGGUGAGCGAUAAGCGAAGUUCACCGCACGCGCAGUGCGCCGCGGUGGCCGCCGUCGCGGCGCUCAAUGAGAUCGAUCGUGGGAAAUUCAGGCGCAUGAAUCUCACCGAACACUUGCUCGUCGGUUGUCCGAAAUUUCAAGCUCUGGUCGGCAGACGCGAAGACUGCGGGCUGGAUUGCCUCAGAGAGGUGCUUCGAGUGACCAUGGGGGCGGAGAUUUGGGAGAACUUAGGGCCCUGGUACAAGAAAGAACAGCCCGUACUCGAUCCCGCCGUUGAAGGUAGGUUGGAGGCGGCGGCAAAGUUGAGUCCCACGCAAGUUGAGCUGUUCAAGGAGAUUCGCGAGGAAGUUCGAGAGACCAUGGAUCGCCUGUUGGACAACGGGGUGGUUUUAGUGCUUCCGACGACGCCGGGUAAGGCUCCUGAGCGUGGAUUGGGCGAGAAGGCGACGGAGGAAUGGCGAAAGAAGUGCUUUGAGCUGACAUGCAUUGCUAGCUUGUGCGGCUUACCUCAGGUAUCGAUUCCUCUCAUAGCACCAAACGUGGAGGGACCGCAGGGCCUGUCACUGAUUGGUGGAUACCAAACGGAUAGAAUGUUGAUGGAUGCCGCGCGCGAUCUCGUGGUCGAGCUAGUGGACGCGUAUCCGGAUAUUUUAGAAGCUGAGCUCUUGCGUUUGAAUCCUCCUCGGGAACCCGGAGACGCGGAGAAGGCAAAAGGGAACGAGGCGCUCAAGAAAGGCAAGUAUCAGGACGCGAUCGAGUACUACGGCGUCGCGAUUGGCAAGAACCCGAAAAACCCCGUUUACGUGGCGAACAGAGCUAUGGCGCAUCUGAAGCUCGGAAAUUACGAGCUCUGUGAGGAUGACUGCACGACAGCCAUCAAGCUUGACCGCAAAUACACCAAGGCGUACCUGCGGAGAGCCACCGCGAGAUCAGUUGGGGGCAACUACCUCGAGGCAUUGAUGGAUUUCGAAGAAGCGCUCAGACUCGAGCCGAAUAACUCGGACGCGAAGAGAGAAGUGAACAGGAUGAAGAAAAUCAUAGGAAUGGCGGAUCCCGGCAUGGACGUGGGAAAGUUGUAG
This is a messenger RNA of Ostreococcus tauri, 1839 nucleotides long. RefSeq names its product Tetratricopeptide repeat. The transcript has a single exon. NCBI's taxonomy places the organism in Eukaryota, Viridiplantae, Chlorophyta, Mamiellophyceae, Mamiellales, Bathycoccaceae. Gene Ontology annotation, molecular function: protein binding. The record is from RefSeq and is a predicted model, not a curated record. The coding region runs from base 1 to 1839 and encodes 612 amino acids.